This is a messenger RNA of Lutzomyia longipalpis, 1714 nucleotides long. Its product is annotated as fumarate hydratase, mitochondrial-like. Gene Ontology annotation, biological process: malate metabolic process; tricarboxylic acid cycle; fumarate metabolic process. The coding region runs from base 70 to 1581 and encodes 503 amino acids. Lineage: Eukaryota; Metazoa; Arthropoda; Insecta; Diptera; Psychodidae. The transcript has a single exon. The record is from RefSeq and is a predicted model, not a curated record. Gene Ontology annotation, cellular component: tricarboxylic acid cycle heteromeric enzyme complex; mitochondrion. Gene Ontology annotation, molecular function: fumarate hydratase activity.
UUUUUGUUAUUAUAUAAUUUUUAUGAGAAAAAACUGUGAAACCGGAUUGGCGAUAAAAGAAAAGUAGUCAUGGCUUUUCGCUUAGUAACUCACCAAGUAGCACGACGUGGGGGUCUGCUAUCGGCGCGCGAAAUUUUUAGUAAAACAGCGCAAAGUGCAUUUAGUGUGUCAGCCAGGAAGAUGGAAAAUGUUCGUAUUGAAACUGAUACCUUUGGAGAACUGAAGGUACCCGCUGAUCGCUACUAUGGGGCCCAGACGAUGAGAUCUGUGCUGAAUUUCCCCAUUGGUGGACCGUCUGAGCGAAUGCCAGAGCCAAUCAUUAAGGCCAUGGGAGUGCUGAAGAAGGCAGCAGCACUUGUGAACAAGGAGUACGGAUUGGAUGGACGUGUAGCUGAUGCCAUCUCGCAGGCAGCCGAUGAUGUUAUCUCCGGGAAGCUGUACGAGGAGGGACACUUUCCUCUGGUGAUCUGGCAAACGGGAUCCGGAACACAGACCAAUAUGAAUGUGAAUGAGGUGAUUAGCAACCGGGCUAUUGAGAUUCUCGGCGGGAAACUCGGUUCUAAGGAUCCUGUACACCCCAAUGAUCACGUCAACAAGUCCCAGAGCUCCAAUGAUACCUUCCCAACUGCCAUACAUGUUGCUGUUGCCAGGGAGCUCGUUGAGAACCUGAAACCCGGCAUCCAGACCCUCCAUGAUGCAUUGAAUGCCAAGGCCAAGGAAUUCCACGAUAUUAUCAAAAUUGGGCGUACGCACACAAUGGAUGCUGUCCCAUUGACCCUCGGGCAGGAGUUCAGUGGGUACGUACAGCAACUUAAAUUUGCUCUAGAUAGAAUCGAUGCUGUACUUCCGCGAGUCUAUAUGUUGGCUCUUGGUGGCACUGCUGUUGGUACUGGCCUCAAUACUCGUGUGGGAUUCGCCGAGAAGACUGCUGCCAAGAUUGCUGAACUAACUAGGCUUCCCUUUGUCUCAGCACCAAAUAAAUUUGAAGCUCUUGCUGCCAGAGAUGCCAUGGUUGAGGUGUCCGGAUGCCUCAAUACAAUCGCCACGAGUAUCAUGAAGAUUGCCAAUGAUAUUCGUUUCCUCGGUUCAGGACCUCGCUGUGGCCUUGGGGAACUUAUGCUGCCAGAAAAUGAACCUGGAAGUUCCAUUAUGCCCGGAAAAGUGAACCCCACACAGUGCGAAUCAAUCACGAUGAUUUGUGCACAAGUUAUGGGAAACAGCGUGGCUGUGACCGUUGGUGGCUCAAAUGGGCAUUUUGAGCUCAAUGUGUUCAAGCCCCUCAUUGCAUCCAAUGUCCUGAGAUCCAUUCGUCUCCUCGCCGAUGGGAGUCGCACUUUCACAUCCAACUGCGUCAAUGGAAUUGAGGCAAAUAAAGAUCGCAUUGCACAAAUCAUGAAUGAAUCCCUGAUGCUCGUAACGGCACUCAAUCCCCACAUUGGUUACGACAAGGCUGCCAAGAUCGCCAAGACGGCACACAAGGAAGGGACAACCCUCAAGGAAUCCGCUCUCAAGCUGGGCUAUCUCACGGAACAACAAUUUGCAGAAUGGGUGCGCCCACAGGACAUGCUUGGCCCUAAAUAAAUAUCUCCCUCCAAUUAUGCGGCAUUGAGAGAAAUUUUUUCUUUUCUUUUCUUAUGCUUGUGUGACCAUUAUUAUUGUAUGUGCCACAGGCCCAGUGAUGUUCAGUUCAAUAAAAUCUCACGAUAAGAUCCAA